Molecule: messenger RNA, 2529 nt
Organism: Penicillium macrosclerotiorum
Lineage: Eukaryota; Fungi; Ascomycota; Eurotiomycetes; Eurotiales; Aspergillaceae
Exons: 4
Coding region: 1-2529 (842 amino acids)
Molecular function (GO): GTPase binding
Source: RefSeq, a predicted model, not a curated record
AUGGACACGACCGAGCCACGGCGCGGGGCUCCAGAGGAGGGCGACACUGACCCUAACUACAGCCCCGCGUCUUCUGAGAAACAGCAAGAACUCCCCGAUGACUUACCGAAGUCACUAGACGAUCGCCGAUCAGUGCCGGUUUUUCAGGAGACUGAGAUGUACGAUGCGUGGCAAGGACAAUCCCAAUUCCUGACGACCCCGGUCGCCGCAAAACCCCUGAGCUUUAGUCUCGCCCUCGAUGACCACUCGCACGAUUCGGAGCACGAAUUACGGGCACAGUACGGCCGGGACCUGGAGGAUAGUGAUGCCCGUCUGAUGGAAAUGCUUGCGGCCCAGGCUGCCCAUCGUGAGGUGGACUCCUUGGGCGCGGAUGAAGAGAGUAUCGCUGCAGACGAAAAAUUGACUGUUGUGGAGAAACGGGACAUCCUGCAGAAAAGCCUCAACAUGGCGGCAAGCAACGGUGACGUCGAACGUGUGCGGAAACUAGUCCAGGGCCCGAUCAAAACCUACGUCGAUGUGAACAUGCCAGACGAGGAGGGGGCGGUGCCCUUAAUCUAUGCCAGUUGUUUUGGUCACCAAGAUGUCGUUUCGGCUCUCCUCGACGCGGGCGCUUUCGUCGACCAGCAAGACCGUAACCAGUGGAGCGCAUUGAUGUGGGCCAUGACGAAUCGACACAAGACUAUUGCAAAGAUCCUCCUCGAUCAUGGAGCUUCGCCGGAUAUUAAAUCAUCUUCUGGAGGCACAGCAUUCGACUUUGCGCAGCCGGGGAGUGAGAUUUCGGAGUAUCUGCAUGAAAAUGGGUAUAACUUCGGGCCAAGUGCGAUCGAGGAUGAUUUCUAUGACGCGGGACUAGCACAUGGCCGGUUCGAGGAUGAAAUUGCCGAAAAUGAAAUGAAGCGCCGUAUGAUGAUGGAGGAGAGCGCAAUCAAUCUGGAGGUUGACUUAUCGAGUUUAGGCCUCGAUGAGAACUUUGAGCCAUCAGACGACGAAGAUCUUGAAGAAGAGCAGCAAGAGUUUGUUUGGGACCGAUGCCUGAAUGACCAGAUGUUCGUGUUCCAAGAUCACGAAUUGGAACGUAUACUGGAAAUUAUUAUAACCAACAUGACUCCGCAACGCUCUCCGUCUCAAAAACCCGUACCGGCGAAUCUCCUCUUUCUUAGCGCCCGAUAUGCUCACUAUCAUGCCAGCCCUGAGCUGCUUGCGGCUCUCCUCACAUCGGCAACAGAAAAGAUCAAUGAUGUCGUAGAACGUCACCAAUGGGAUAUGACCAUGCAAGCAUUCUGGAUGUCUAAUGCUACAUUGCUGCUCCACUAUCUCAAGAAGGACACGGAACUCGUGGAAGCCACGGUCCAGUUUCAGCUUCAUCUGGCCGAGCUAAUUAACGAGAUUUUCAUUCUCAUCAUUCGUGACGCUGAGCGGCGAAUGAACAAAGUCCUGGAUGCGGCAAUGCUGGAUCAUGAAACCAUCCCGGGUCUUGAAGAUGUCGCGUUUCAAAAUGAGUGGAACAUAUUCCGAAAGAAGAAAUCAGAAGCUCCCGAGCCUGCAGAGAAGAGAUUUCGGCCACCAUCCCCUCGUCGGCGAGCUCAGAUCUCUCCCAGAAACAUAACCUCUCUAUUAUCAUCCACCCUUUUCGUCCUUGACCUAUAUGACGUUCACUCAGUGAUCACUACACAAAUCCUGUCCCAGCUCUUGUAUUGGCUUGGUGCGGAAAUUUUCAAUCGCAUUAUGAGCACCCGACGCUACCUAGCACGAACAAAGGCCAUGCAGAUUCGGAUGAAUGUUUCCACACUGGAGGAUUGGGCUCGUACCAACAACAGACAACCGGAGCACUAUGAGAAUGGGUCUUUGACGAGCACCGGUGAGAGUACAGUUGACUCCGCUCGGCAUCACCUUGCGCCAAUCAUCCAGUUGCUCCAAUGGUUACAAUGCUUCUCUUCUCUUGGCGACGACCAUGAAUCUCUUGUGACGACUCUUCUUCAACUCCAGCAGCUCAGCCCUGUCCAACUCCUGCAUGCCGUGAAGUCAUAUAGACCGGAAGUUGGUGAAAAGGGCCUCACCAAGCCGGCAAUGAAGUUUCUCCUAGAAAUGCAGCGUGAUCCAGAUGUGCUGUACCGGGAGCAAUUUAAGAUCCAAGAGGAAAAGGCGAAGGCGGAUGCAGGACCAGCGCCUGCAUUAGCAUCCGGUGCCACCAAAGAAGACCGGCCAAAGACACCAAGUAAAGACAAAGCCGAUGCCAAUCCACAAGCACCUGGAACCUCCGACCUCGGGGUCGCUUCUCCGGGUUCGGCAGCUGCCCCUUCGCGACCGACUAGCAUGUCGGCUCCAUCCAGAAAUGAUGACCGCCCUAGCAGAAAUAGUAUUUUCUUAGACCCAACGCUCUUCCUCCCAUUUUCCCUGCCAACAAGCACAGACAUGCUCAUCAGCUAUGGCGCCGGACUUGGUGGGACCAACCGCGAGCGUGCACGCAAGUACAUCCCAACCGUUCCGCCAGAAGUACUUACCCGCUUCGAUCGCGGAAACGACGCAUAA